Molecule: messenger RNA, 2018 nt
Organism: Rhipicephalus microplus (southern cattle tick)
Lineage: Eukaryota; Metazoa; Arthropoda; Arachnida; Ixodida; Ixodidae
Product: zinc finger protein 711
Source: RefSeq, a predicted model, not a curated record
GUAGUAAUCAUCAUGGUAAUCGUGUAGGCGAUUUGGUCGCGCGAGCAUGCAGCUGAUACGGGGGCGUCAACUCGAACGGCACCGAUGAGCUCGAAGCAGUAGCAGCAGCGGCGCUUGCUGGCUUCGACUGUGGCCAGGCCGGCGCACACAUCAACAGCGAGGCCUUUGAAGAAGCUUAAGACUGCAUCCGAGCGGAACGACGCGCUCUGUGAGAGCAGCCAUACACAACCGUAUAGCGCUGUUUCCAGCUGCCAGCAUCAUGACCAGCAGUCCGGCCACACGUCGUAAAGGCCUGCCGGUAACGUACACGUACCUGAUCCCGGCAUCGCCGACCAGCCCGCACCCGUGGCUCAAGGAAGUUUCCCCGCCACCAUUGGCACGGCGAGACGACGCUGGCCGCCUUACGUGCGUCAUCUGCCACAAGGCGUUCAGCAGCGAGUCCGACUUUGUGGUACACCAGAGACGGCACACGGGCGAGAGACCAUACCAGUGUUCCAGGUGUUUCGACUCGUUUGCUUCGGCGUCGGCUCUGCUUCUGCACCGAGGUAGUGUGCACGACAGUCGGUCACCGUUCCGAUGCACGUUCUGCGGCCGCGCCUUCACCGCGGGCGAUGCCUACUCGCGUCACCUGGGUCGGCAUCGAAAGGCUGGCUACCUCUUUCGGUGCUCGUGCACAAGGUUAUUUCGCACUGAAGAGGAGAUCAAGGCACACCUGGCGGUGCACGAGAAUGGUAGCGGACACAAGUGCCCUGGCUGCCGAAGAGUGUACGAGUCGCUUCUCGCACUCGGUGCGCACUACACCAAGCACGAGAAGGCCGCCGACAGAACGAAAGACACCUCCUCGACUCAUUCCUCGGUGAUCACGCCGGCGACGCAAUGUGUUGCGCAUGCCUGUGUUACCCAUCCGCUUUUGCAGCAUCGGUAUGACUUGUGUUAUCGGCAACGCAACAUCGUUUCUGUGAAAGCCUAUGCUUGCUUUCCACGAAAACAGGCGCACCCAUUCAAAUGUCCUAUCACAAAUACCUUCAAGUGCUUUGUCUACGUUCUGUGGAGGCCUACAUCAGGAUGGGUCACUUGCAACAAUUCUUUUACAUGACUAUCAGGCCUUUUGAUCAACACCCAAAUACAAGCGCAAAAGAGGCCCCCAGUUUAAGGCAUGUCACCAGACUUGGCAUUCGGUGGCUCAUUCUAGUCUGGAACUCUUAUGAACUUGACAUGACAAACCCAAGCCACGUGGAUGCAGGAAAUGUCAGGUUGCAAAAUUACCGGUGUAGAAAGUGCAGCAGAAGUAAAAGUACUCGCACUCAAGGCUGAAGAACAAGUUUUCGUUGAUGUUUGUUAGUUGAUGAGCCUUUGUGUGCACAUCCAAGUGCACCAGCUUUAGCUUGUAAUAUUAUGUUUUUAUCAUUUUAACAUGACACUAUGUCUUUUAUGUUUUUAUCAUUUUAACAUGACACUAUGCAAUAUGCACAAUCUUUGCAUUUUUGCCUUUUUUAAGUGUGCAGUUGUACAGACACAUAUGAUGCAUAAAAAGUUUUCUUAAAGAAGAGAAGCCACGGAAUAUUUGUAUUCAAGCAAUCAGCUGAAGAAAAAAAAAAAACAGGAUCGAAGUAGAAGCAAGGAGAUGGGAAGUAAAGCAUCCAUAGAUCGGGUGCCAAUAGUUUCACAGCACACAAUAAAGCAGUGCCCAAAUUCAAGCUCUUAGGAACAUCAACAUCAUUUGAGUAAACUGUCUGGUGCAGUUGACAUGCUUUUUUGAUUAUAUGGUUUCAAAUCUGGUGAACUGCUUUACAUGCUGUUAGCCUGUGCUGCUGGCACUGAAAAAAUCUUGCUAGUGUGGGGUUUUGAUUCUUCAACUAUGUAAAAGGCUACCAAUGCAAAGUAUUAAAACCUGCAAAGGGAAUUGUAGCUUCAACAGUGAUUCUCCGCUGCAUCGGAACAACGAAUGCACCGCGAUUUGAUUUCACCUGUAACAAGCUGUUUGCGUAUUAAAACUGUUUUGCAACUUUUUUUUUCAU